Vicia faba (fava bean) is the source of this 858-nucleotide messenger RNA. The record is from the annotation of a GenBank genome assembly. Lineage: Eukaryota; Viridiplantae; Streptophyta; Magnoliopsida; Fabales; Fabaceae.
AUGAUGUCGGUUACGGGGUGGUUUCCUGCUUAUGUUAAAUUUGCCCCUGAACUUGAUAGGUUGGCGGCGAAACCCUUUUACAACCAAAGAAACACAAAUUGUUCACCACAACUGUCCUUCCAACGCAACAGUUUGAAGAGAUGCUAUUGCAAAAAGAAAGAGCAAGACACACAGUUUUUAUCAGAUAGUCCAUGGGAUAGUGGGGAUGACAACAGCCUCUUCUUCACCCACAAACUCAGGCCAUAUCACUUGUUACCAUCCAAGUUCUUGAGUUUAAUGCAGCUCUGGUUUUAUUCAACUCUUGGAUUUGGGUUUCUUGUUCUUCUCAUUUGUUUAACAUCGCUACUUGGUGACAGAUUAUUUGACUUUAAGGCCACAAACCAACAGGGUAAAGAAUUUGUGAAUUGUGAUGACAAUCGCUUAGUCUUAUUGCUAGAGUUUAGAACUUCCUUAGUAGAACGAUAUAUAGCUCCUCAGCAAGUGCCAGUUCAAUAUGGAGGACUUAGCAGAGAGGGUGAACAGGAAUUCACCACUGCUGACCCUGCUACAGAGGUUAUUAUCAAACCAGCAACAAAACAUGCUGUUGAGUUCCCAAUUUCUGAGAAAAGCACCUUGGUAUGGGAAAUCAGAGUGGUGGACUGGAAUGUGAGCUAUGGAGCAGAAUUUGUGCCUAGUGCUGAAGAUGGAUACACAGUGAUAGUACAGAAAAACAGGAAAAUCUCGCCAGCUGAUGAAACAGUAAUCAAUAACACCUUCAAAAUCGGUGAACCUGGCAAAGUUGUACUCACCAUUGAUAACCAAACAUCAAAGAAAAAGAAGCUUCUUUACAGGUCCAAGACCAUACCCAUCUCUGAGUAA